AUGUCCAAAUUCAAUGCCGAGUGGCUAGUGGUGGUGGGUCUUCUCCUCUACUUCUACCUCGUGGCAGAGCCUUCAAAGCCCUUUGUGCGUCCUUUUCGACUUUCAGAUCCUUCUAUUCAGUUUCCAUUUGCUACUCACGAACGGGUAACCGAUAACCAACUAUACGUUAUUUCGUGUAUUUUACCAUCAUUAGCCAUCACAGCAUGGUGCACAGCUUUGCUUAAACGCAAAAAGCUCACAAAAUUCCAGUUUCAGCAAUUGGUCAACACCUCCCUACAAAAUUUAUGGCUCUCAAUUUCCAUUACUGGAGUAAUAACUGAUGUUCUCAAAGCAUGGAUAGCCAGACAUCGUCCAGACUUUUUGGAGCGAUGUGGACCAAUAGUAGGGACUCCUAUAGAUAAAUUGGUAGGAAUUGAGGUUUGUUCUGCUCCUCUUGGGCAAAUAUAUCUUGUUGAUGGCAUGAAAAGUACUCCAUCUGGACACUCGCUGAUCGCAUUUGCUGGAUUAUUUUAUUUCAGUUUAUGGAUUUAUAGUCGAAUUGGCCAUUUGUCCAUUGGAUACCAAUUAUCGUCUUGUCUUCCUUCAUUGCUAGCCACAUACAUAGCAUUGAGUCGAACUCAGGACUACCGACAUCAUUACAGCGAUAUCAUCAUUGGCUCGGCCAUGGGCAUCGCAAUUGCGACAAUCACAUUUUUCAGAAAAGAAAAAGAUAAAACAGAACUACCUCUUUGA
Messenger RNA from Meyerozyma guilliermondii ATCC 6260, 732 nucleotides. Its product is annotated as phosphatase PAP2 family protein. Gene Ontology annotation, biological process: phospholipid metabolic process. Lineage: Eukaryota; Fungi; Ascomycota; Pichiomycetes; Serinales; Debaryomycetaceae. The coding region runs from base 1 to 732 and encodes 243 amino acids. The transcript has a single exon. The record is from RefSeq and is a predicted model, not a curated record. Gene Ontology annotation, molecular function: phosphatidate phosphatase activity.